This is a messenger RNA of Ilex paraguariensis (yerba mate), 1325 nucleotides long. The record is from the annotation of a GenBank genome assembly. Lineage: Eukaryota; Viridiplantae; Streptophyta; Magnoliopsida; Aquifoliales; Aquifoliaceae.
AUGGAAGAUGCUAUUGAAGAAAUGAAUGGCAUGGAUUUGGAUGGACGAACUAUUACAGUGGAUAAGGCUCAGCCUAACCAAGGUUCAGGUAGAGACAACGAUAGAGAUCGCCCCCGUGAUCGCGACCGUGGUCGUGAUCGCAAUCGUGAUUCCGGAGGUGGUAGGGGAUCUGGAGGUGGAGAAUGUUAUAGGUGUGGUAAGCCAGGGCAUUUUGCUAGGGAAUGUCCAGGUGAGGAGGCUCGAGGUGGCAGGUAUGGUGGCAGGGAGGACAGGUAUGGUGGUGGUGGUGGCGGUGGCGGUGGCGUGGUGGUGGCCGUUAUGGUCCUGAUCGGACUGGAGAUCGAUUUGGUGGACGCAACAGGGAUUCUGGUGGUCAUGGUGGAGGUGAUCGAUAUAAUCGUGAACGUUCUGGACCUUAUGAUCGCCGGGGUGCUGGAAGUUUCUGAUCUGGAUAAAAUAACUACUGAAAUUGAGGCAACCACAAGUGGCAAUAUUCCUGCUGGAUUCGUUUAUGAUUUUCUUGCAUUGGCACUUGCACAUCUCAAAGUUUCAUGGUGUUGUUUGGAUGCUCUGGAAGAGUUUAACAACCACUGUCCACUAUUUCUUGUGCUAAUCAUUGCUCUCCUUGGGGAGAAGGUUGUUCUGGAUAAUGCCGCCUUUCAAAUUUUUGUUGGAGACUGCUGCCUCUUGCAAGUCCUGAAGAGUCUUGGGAGGAAAAUGAUUUCUGGGGUGCGAAGAGUAGCGACAGAGAAAGAAGAAAGGGGAAUGUUGGUGGGUCAGCCAUGGAUGGGUCCUGUGUGUGAAGCCAGAUCACCAUAUGUGGAGGUGGAAGAUGGAGGUGCUGGGAGAGAGGGAGAGACUUGGAGCUACAUCUGCAGCCCAGCACUGUUCUUUUGGACAAAAUACGCGACAACAAGUUUUUCCUGGCAUUCUAAUCUCAUAAACUAUGAACGCAAUAAAGGAGCAUACAAGGAAUCAAUCCUUUAUAUAGGCCAAGACUUAGCAAGGAGUAUCAAGUUUAACCACCUCACUUACAGGUUAUCAGCUUGAACCCGUGAAUUGUACAGCUUGAUAAGGAUGUAGAAUAAUGCAGUGUCACUGAUUUACUCGACAGCAGAAAUAAUGUAUCCUCACCAUUAUUUCCAAACGAAAGAAUAGGGGGUUUCCUCAUCCUUCGGCCAUUUUGACAUGUCUCUCAGAAUCCCAACUAAUGGGGUGACUAUACAACAGUGAACAACCAGAGGUAUAUCACCAUGUAAGCUCAACAUUAGCUCCUCCAUCCCUCGUAUUCCACAUUUCCAUUUGCUUGUUGCUGAAAAAUACUU